AUUCAGACACGUGUCGGAUUGUGUCAGAGGAAUCUUGAUUUCAGACAUGUGGUUUAGCGUGAGGUGUUUAUAUAUUAAAAUUUAUGAACUGCGCUAGUUCUGGAAGAACUUGGUGUGGUCGAGUCGAGUUCAUUAAUUUUACUAGGACCUUGUUGGGCAACGAAGAGAUAUUAUCGGGCUGGUAAAGGAAAUGGGUUUACUUGAAGUUUGAUCCUGCUGAUAAUGUCACGAGCGUUUCAAACAAGACACCAUGAGAAGACUUCCUGUAAGUUAGCACCGCUCCUAAUCGCCUUCCUCGGCCUCAUGGGCAUCUUCGGCGGAAUUUUCGCCCUAGUCAUCCGUCCCUACGACUUUCUCUUCAAAUGGAAAUGCGUCCUGUCCGAGGGCGGCGAGAUCUUCGAGCUCUGGAAGAGCCCCCCCGUGGACCUCUACCUGCGGGUGUACCUGUGGAACGUGACCAACAAGGAGGAGUUCCUCAGCGGCCGCGACGACAAGCUGCGGGUGCAGGACGUGGGCCCCUACGUCUACAAGGAGCUCUUUGUUCACUCCAACGUCUCCUUCAACGACAACGGCACCAUCAACGCCGUCCCCCGCCACCCCCUCGUCUGGGUACCGGAACUCAGCGAGGGCCGCCGCGAGGACGACCUGCUCAUCCUGCCCAACAUAGCAUUACUGAGCAUCGCCCAUGUGGUCUCCGACGAGUCGUACUUCACCAGGGUCGGACUCAACCUGCUGAUCAGACAGACCAAAACCGAGGCGCUGAUCCAGAUGACCGCGAAGGAGUUCAUGUUCGGGUACAGCAGCACGCUGAUGACGUUGGGCAACAAGUUCAUGCCGAGCUGGAUCACCUUCGACAAGCUGGGUUUGAUCGAUCGGAUGUAUGAUUUCGAGGGGGACUACGAGACGGUGUACACGGGUGAAGACGACGUGCGGAAAAGCGGGCUUUUGGACACUUACAGAGGGUCGACGAAGAUCCCGCAGUGGGAUAACCCGUGCGGGAACAUCAGAGGGGCUUCGGAUGGUACUAAAUUCCCUGGGUUCAUCCAACCCAACGACACGCUGCUCUUCUUCAGGAAGAGCAUGUGCAGAGCGAAGACUCUGGUCAAGGUGGGCGAGCAAGUGAUCAACGGGCUGGAGACCUACGUGUACAACUUCCAGGAGGACGCCGACGAUAACGGGGUCAACAACACGGCGAACAAGUGCUUCUGUAAGGACCAGAAUCGGUGUCUACCGCCUGGGUUAUUAGACGUGCGCGGGUGCUACUACGGGUUCCCCAUAGCCCUCAGCUACCCCCACUUCUACGGAGGCGACCCCAUCCUGAACGCCAAGGUGAUCGGGAGCAACCCCGAUCCCGACAAACACAAGACCUACAUGGCCAUACAGCCGACGUCAGGCUUGCCGGUUGACCUUGCCGUCCGCUACCAAAUCAACAUGGCUCUGGGGAGCAUCAAAACCAUCGCCAACGCGGAGCGAUUCAACGAAAUGAUCUUGCCCUUGCUGUGGACCGAAAUCAGACUCUACAGCUUGCCGGACAUGCUUGCCGCGCGCUUCCGCCUCUACCUCAACACCCUGCCCGGCGUCGAGCAGGCCAUCACCUACUUCUUCUUCGUGAUGGGGGCGGCGUUCCUCGCCACCUCCGUCUACAAGUUCCUCACGUCGAAGACCGACCGGUCCUACAACACGCGGUGGAUCGAGGACGACCUCGUGCUCAACAUCGAGAAGAAGCUGUCCAGCUACAAGCCCGAGAAGAGGGCGAGCAUGACGGCCAAGGAGCUCGAGGUGUACUUUUCUAGUCUCGUGACUCCGCUGAACCAAGAGCUGUGCCCCGACGACGAGGAAGCGUGAGACUGCAGGACUUUUGUAUAUAUUUAUUUUUAAUUGUGAUGUUUACGCCUUGUGUGUGGAUAAUUUAUUUCGAUGGCCUAGAGAGGUUAGUGGAUGAGUUAACUUUAGACAAGGACUUGGUACUGUUUCGUUGUAGAGACAAGUUGUGAUAUUUAUGUCAAUUAGACUAGGGCACGCCACUAUUUAUAAUUGCUCAAUCUGUAGAUUAGGUCGGUAGGAUCACUGUCAGUAUUUUUGUAUUAAUUUUUACGAAGAUAAUAGAAGUAGUAAAAUUGAAAA
Molecule: messenger RNA, 2124 nt
Organism: Zophobas morio
Lineage: Eukaryota; Metazoa; Arthropoda; Insecta; Coleoptera; Tenebrionidae
Product: scavenger receptor class B member 1-like
Exons: 7
Coding region: 223-1845 (540 amino acids)
Cellular component (GO): membrane; cytoplasm
Molecular function (GO): scavenger receptor activity
Source: RefSeq, a predicted model, not a curated record